AUGGGCGCCUGCCACCCUAUCUCUGCCCCACUGCCAUGGGCGCCCGCCACCCUAUCUCUGCCCCACUGCCAUGGGCGCCUGCCACCCUAUCUCUGCCCCACUGCCAUGGGCGCCUGCCACCCUAUCUCUGCCCCACUGCCAUGGGCGCCUGCCACCCUAUCUCUGCCCCACUGCCAUGGGCGCCCGCCACCCUAUCUCUGCCCCACUGCCAUGGGCGCCUGCCACCCUAUCUCUGCCCCACUGCCAUGGGCGCCCGCCACCCUAUCUCUGCCCCACUGCCAUGGGCGCCUGCCACCCUAUCUCUGCCCCACUGCCAUGGGCGCCUGCCACCCUAUCUUUGCCCCACUGCCAUGGGCGCCUGCCACCCUAUCUCUGCCCCACUGCCAUGGGCGCCCGCCACCCUAUCUCUGCCCCACUGCCAUGGGCGCCUGCCACCCUAUCUCUGCCCCACUGCCAUGGGCGCCUGCCACCCUAUCUCUGCCCCACUGCCAUGGGCGCCUGCCACCCUAUCUCUGCCCCACUGCCAUGGGCGCCUGCCACCCUAUCUCUGCCCCACUGCCAUGGGCGCCCGCCACCCUAUCUCUGCCCCACUGCCAUGGGCGCCUGCCACCCUAUCUCUGCCCCACUGCCAUGGGCGCCCGCCACCCUAUCUCUGCCCCACUGCCAUGGGCGCCCGGCCUGCUGCAGCCCCCACGCGCUGCCGCCUCUGCUGGCGCCUGGCAUUGGCGAGGCGGUCGUGGUGGGAGGGAAGGGAGGGAAAGGGAUGAAGGGGAGAGGGAAGAGGAGUGA
This is a messenger RNA of Closterium sp. Naga37s-1, 789 nucleotides long. NCBI's taxonomy places the organism in Eukaryota, Viridiplantae, Streptophyta, Zygnematophyceae, Desmidiales, Closteriaceae. The record is from the annotation of a GenBank genome assembly.